Anoplopoma fimbria (sablefish) is the source of this 700-nucleotide messenger RNA. It is a transcript of the gene fabp4a, whose product is annotated as fatty acid binding protein 4a. Gene Ontology annotation, cellular component: cytosol; nucleus. Gene Ontology annotation, biological process: fatty acid transport. Gene Ontology annotation, molecular function: fatty acid binding. The record is from RefSeq and is a predicted model, not a curated record. The transcript has 4 exons. Bases 62 to 466 code for a protein of 134 amino acids. Lineage: Eukaryota; Metazoa; Chordata; Actinopteri; Perciformes; Anoplopomatidae.
CACACUGGAGAGAGUCAGUCCGCUGCUUGUUGGACGGGAUAUCACAUCAGAAACUGCAAAAAUGGUUGAGCAAUUUAUCGGAACGUGGAAGAUGAUUUCCAGCGACAACUUCGAUGACUACAUGAAAGCAAUUGGUGUGGGCUUUGCGACCCGGCAGGUGGGGAAUCGGACCAAGCCCAACCUGAUAGUGACCGUGGACGAUGAUGGGAUCGUAUGCCUGAAGUCUCAGAGCACCUUCAAAACUACCGAGAUCAAGUUCAAGCUCAACGAGCCGUUUGAUGAGAUGACCGCAGACGACAGGAAGACCAGGACCGUGGUGACUCUGGAGAAUGGCAAACUUGUGCAGAAACAGAGCUGGGAUGGCAAAGAGACAAAUAUCGAGAGGGAGAUCACGGAUGGGAAAUUGGUAGCGAAAUGCACAAUGGGAGACGUGAUCGCAGUGAGGACGUACGUAAAGGAGGCAUGAUGGGGUCCCUUCAGCCCUCUCCAUGGACGCAUCGCUGGAUGACAGGCUCAGUUCAAUGAGCGUAAAAACCAAACUAAAGUAAAAAGGCGUGUCCUGAUCUUUUUAUUCUUUAUCUUCACUGUGUUGCCAAAAAAAUCAAAUUUUCUGUGCCUCUGUUCUCCAACAUGACAACAUUUGGUUUCAUUUGGAAUUGUGUGGUGAUUUAAAUAAAAAUAAAUGAAAAUUUUAUCAAAA